Messenger RNA from Octodon degus (degu), 5956 nucleotides. RefSeq names its product lysine demethylase 5C (gene Kdm5c). Lineage: Eukaryota; Metazoa; Chordata; Mammalia; Rodentia; Octodontidae. Gene Ontology annotation, molecular function: histone demethylase activity; DNA binding. The record is from RefSeq and is a predicted model, not a curated record. The transcript is spliced from 26 exons. Gene Ontology annotation, biological process: chromatin remodeling. Gene Ontology annotation, cellular component: nucleus. Bases 534 to 5207 code for a protein of 1557 amino acids.
UCCUCCGCCGCUGAUGUGAACUAUUUUCUCUCAAUCAGAAAAAUAAUUUCGAAUGACUCCUUCCAAAUAGGGAACCUAUGACAGACUAUUUAGCUUAGUCUCCAUGGGAUAAAGACUUUCCGGGGCUUAGCCUAACGCAAGGCAUUCGAAACUGGAAAGACAACGCGCGGAGGGAUCCAGUUUGUUGUGGUGAGGGGAGGGGGGAGACGCUGACAAACUAAGAUGGCGGCUACGGCGGUGAAGGCCGCGGCGGCUGGGAGGUAACUGGUGGUGAAAGCAAAGGCAGCGGUAGUUGGCAGGCAGCGGCAGAAUUUGGGAGGAAUUGCGCAAAGCGAAGACGUGGUGGCAGUAGCAUCAUCCUGAAACCCUCAGAGCGCGGCACACACACGCCCCCCUAGGUCCUUGGCGGGCGGCGGCCGCCCAGCUUAAGGCCUAGUCUCCGAGCAGUGUCUCGGUUUCAGACAGCAGCGGCGCCAUGAGCCCGUAAGGGCGGUCCAGCCCUCCUGAUACCUGGCCCACGCCUCGGGCCCACCAUGGAGCCGGGGUCAGACGACUUCUUACCGCCCCCGGAGUGCCCGGUGUUCGAGCCUAGCUGGGCCGAGUUCCGAGACCCUCUUGGCUACAUCGCGAAAAUCAGGCCCAUCGCGGAGAAGUCGGGCAUUUGCAAGAUCCGCCCACCCGCGGACUGGCAGCCACCUUUUGCUGUGGAAGUGGACAACUUUAGGUUUACUCCCCGGAUCCAGAGGCUGAAUGAGCUAGAGGCCCAGACGAGAGUGAAACUGAACUACUUGGACCAGAUUGCCAAAUUCUGGGAAAUCCAGGGCUCCUCCUUAAAGAUUCCCAAUGUAGAACGACGGAUCUUGGACCUCUACAGCCUCAGCAAAAUUGUGGUGGAAGAAGGUGGUUAUGAAGCCAUCUGCAAGGAUCGUCGGUGGGCUCGGGUGGCCCAGCGCCUCAACUACCCACCAGGCAAAAAUAUUGGUUCCCUGCUACGCUCUCACUAUGAACGCAUUGUUUAUCCCUAUGAGAUGUACCAGUCUGGAGCCAACCUUGUGCAGUGCAAUACACGUCCAUUUGAUAAUGAGGAAAAAGACAAGGAAUACAAACCUCACAGCAUCCCCCUUCGACAGUCUGUGCAGCCUUCCAAAUUCAACAGCUAUGGCCGGCGGGCCAAGAGACUGCAGCCUGAUCCGGAACCUACAGAGGAAGACAUUGAAAAGAAUCCAGAGCUGAAAAAGCUACAGAUCUAUGGGGCAGGCCCUAAGAUGAUGGGCCUGGGUCUCAUGGCCAAGGAUAAGACUCUGAGGAAGAAAGAUAAGGAAGGGCCUGAGUGUCCCCCCACUGUAGUGGUGAAGGAGGAAUCAGAUGGCGAUGUGAAGGUGGAAUCAGCCUCUCCCAAGGCCUUCCUGGAAAGCAAGGAGGAGUUGAGUCACAGCCCAGAGCCCUGCACCAAGAUGACCAUGAGGCUGCGGAGGAACCACAGCAAUGCACAGUUUAUUGAGUCAUACGUAUGUCGGAUGUGUUCCCGGGGGGAUGAGGAUGACAAGCUCUUGCUGUGUGAUGGCUGUGAUGACAACUACCACAUCUUCUGCCUGCUGCCACCUCUGCCUGAGAUCCCAAAAGGUGUCUGGCGGUGCCCAAAGUGUGUCAUGGCGGAGUGUAAACGGCCCCCUGAAGCCUUUGGCUUUGAGCAAGCUACCCGGGAAUAUACUCUGCAGAGCUUUGGGGAGAUGGCUGACUCCUUUAAAGCCGACUACUUCAACAUGCCUGUGCAUAUGGUGCCCACAGAACUCGUAGAGAAGGAGUUCUGGCGGCUGGUAAAUAGCAUUGAGGAAGAUGUGACUGUUGAGUAUGGGGCUGACAUCCAUUCCAAAGAAUUUGGCAGCGGUUUCCCUGUUAGUGACAAUAAGCGGCACCUAACCCCUGAGGAGGAGGAGUAUGCCACGAGUGGUUGGAAUCUGAAUGUGAUGCCAGUGUUGGAGCAGUCUGUACUGUGCCACAUCAAUGCAGAUAUCUCUGGCAUGAAGGUGCCCUGGCUUUAUGUGGGCAUGGUCUUCUCAGCUUUUUGCUGGCAUAUUGAAGAUCACUGGAGUUACUCCAUUAACUACCUCCACUGGGGUGAGCCAAAGACCUGGUAUGGAGUACCCUCACUUGCAGCAGAACAUUUGGAAGAAGUGAUGAAAAAGCUGACACCUGAGCUUUUUGAUAGCCAGCCUGACCUCCUACACCAGCUUGUCACCCUCAUGAAUCCCAAUACCCUCAUGUCCCAUGGCGUGCCGGUUGUCCGCACAAACCAGUGUGCAGGAGAAUUUGUCAUCACCUUCCCUCGUGCUUACCACAGUGGCUUCAAUCAAGGCUACAACUUUGCUGAGGCUGUCAACUUUUGCACUGCUGACUGGCUACCAGCUGGGCGCCAGUGCAUUGAGCAUUAUCGCCGACUCCGAAGAUACUGCGUCUUCUCCCAUGAAGAGCUCAUCUGCAAAAUGGCUGCCUGCCCUGAGAAACUGGACCUGAACCUGGCAGCAGCUGUGCAUAAGGAGAUGUUUAUCAUGGUGCAGGAGGAGCGGCGUUUGCGAAAGGCUCUGCUGGAGAAGGGUAUCACAGAGGCUGAGCGAGAGGCUUUUGAGCUGCUCCCAGAUGAUGAGCGCCAGUGCAUCAAGUGCAAGACCACAUGCUUCCUGUCUGCCUUGGCCUGCUAUGACUGUCCAGAUGGUCUUGUUUGCCUUUCCCACAUCAACGACCUCUGCAAGUGCUCCAGUAGCCGACAGUACCUUAGGUAUCGGUACACCUUGGAUGAGCUUCCAGCCAUGCUGCAUAAGCUGAAGGUUCGAGCUGAAUCCUUUGAUACGUGGGCCAACAAAGUACGAGUGGCCCUGGAGGUGGAGGAUGGGCGGAAGCGCAGCCUUGAAGAGCUAAGGGCACUGGAGUCUGAGGCCCGUGAGCGCAGGUUUCCUAACAGCGAGCUCCUACAGCGGCUAAAGAACUGCUUGAGUGAGGCAGAGGCUUGCGUGUCCCGGGCUCUGGGAUUGGUCAGCGGCCAGGAAGCUGGCCCCCACAGGGUGGCUGGUCUACAGAUGACCCUGGCUGAGCUCCGGGCCUUUCUGGACCAGAUGAACAACCUGCCUUGUGCCAUGCACCAGAUUGGGGAUGUCAAGGGUAUUCUGGAACAAGUGGAGGCCUACCAGGCUGAGGCUCGUGAGGCUUUAGCCUCACUGCCCUCCAGUCCAGGGCUACUGCAGUCCCUGUUGGAGAAGGGGCAGCAGCUGGGGGUGGAAGUGCCUGAGGCCCAGCAGCUCCAGCGGCAAGUGGAGCAGGCUCGAUGGCUGGAUGAGGUAAAACGCACACUGGCCCCAUCAGCCCAAAGGGGCACCCUGGCUGUCAUGCGAGGACUGUUGAUUGCAGGCGCCAGUGUAGCCCCCAGCCCUGCUGUGGAUAAGGCCCAGGCUGAGCUUCAGGAGCUUCUGACCAUUGCAGAACGCUGGGAGGAGAAAGCUCACCUCUGUCUGGAGGCCAGGCAGAAGCAUCCACCAGCCACACUCGAGGCCAUAAUUCGUGAAGCAGAAAAUAUACCUGUUCACCUGCCCAACAUCCAGGCUCUCAAGGAGGCUCUUGCGAAAGCCCGUGCUUGGAUUGCUGAUGUGGAUGAAAUCCAAAAUGGUGACCACUACCCCUGUUUGGAUGACUUGGAGGGCCUGGUGGCUGUAGGCCGGGACCUCCCUGUGGGCUUGGAGGAGCUGAGACAGCUGGAGCUGCAGGUACUGACAGCCCACUCCUGGAGGGAGAAGGCCUCUAAGACCUUCCUCAAGAAGAAUUCUUGCUACACACUGCUGGAGGUGCUCUGCCCGUGUGCAGACGCCGGCUCAGACAGCACCAAGCGCAGCCGCUGGAUGGAGAAGGAGCUGGGGUUGUACAAAUCUGACACAGAGCUGCUGGGGCUGUCUGCGCAGGACCUCAGGGACCCAGGCUCUGUGAUCGUGGCCUUCAAGGAGGGGGAGCAGAAGGAAAAGGAAGGUAUCCUGCAGUUACGUCGUACCAACUCAGCCAAACCCAGUCCCCUGGCAUCGUCAACCACAGCCUCUUCUGCAACCUCCAUCUGUGUGUGUGGGCAAGUGCCAGCCGGGGUGGGAGCUCUGCAGUGUGACCUGUGUCAGGACUGGUUCCAUGGGAGGUGUGUGUCAGUGCCCCGUCUCCUCAACUCCCCGAGGCCCAGUCCCACUUCAUCCCCACUGCUGGCCUGGUGGGAAUGGGACACCAAAUUCCUGUGCCCACUGUGCAUGCGCUCACGGCGCCCACGCCUGGAAACCAUCCUGGCACUGCUGGUAGCCCUGCAGAGACUGCCUGUGCGGCUGCCCGAGGGCGAGGCCCUGCAGUGCCUCACAGAGAGGGCCAUCAGCUGGCAAGGCCGUGCCCGACAGGCUCUGGCCGCUGAGGAUGUGACUGCUCUGUUGGGACGGCUGGCUGACCUCCGCCAACGGCUACAGGCUGAACCCAGGCCCGAGGAGCCCCCAACUUACCCUUCAGCCCUUGCCUCUGACUCUCUCAGAGAGGGCAGUGGCAAGGAUAUGCCUAAGGCCCAGGGCUUGCUGGAGAAUGGCGAUGGUGUGACCAGUCCUGAGAAGGUGACCCCAGAGGAAGGCUUAGACCUGGAACUGCUGUCCUCACUGUUGCCACAAUUGACUGGCCCUGUGUUGGAACUACCUGAGGCAACCCGAGGCCCCCUGGAGGAGCUAAUGAUGGAGGGGGAUCUGCUUGAGGUGACCUUGGAUGAGAACCACAGCAUCUGGCAGCUGCUGCAGGCUGGGCAGCCUCCCGACUUGGAGCGGAUCCAGACACUUCUAGAGCUGGAGAAGGCAGAGCGCCAUGGGAGUCGGGCACGGGGCCGGGCCCUGGAGAAACGGCGGCGGCGGAAGGUGGAUCGGGUUGGGGAGGGCGAAGACCCAGCUCGAGAGGAGCUAGAGCCAAAGAGGGUACGGAGCUCAGGGCCAGAGGCCGAGGAAGCCCAGGAGGAGGAGGAGCUGGAGGAGGAGACUGGGGGUGAGGCCCCCCCUGCACCCCUCCCCACCACUGCCAGCCCCAGCACCCAGGAGAACCAGGAUGACUUGGAACCCGCGCUAGGGGCUACUUCAAGCCCUUCUGCCCCUUUUUCUACUCUGACUUCCCGGCUGCAUGUGCCCUGCCCACAGCAGCCGUCUCAGCAACAGUUGUGACAGUGGCUGAGCCUAGCACAGACCCCAACAGACACCCCCUGCCUUGGCCUCAAGGAUCCUCUUUCUGACCAUCAAGCCUGCUUUUUGGAGUUGGGCCAGUAGGGGGGGAUGGCCACCCCCCUUCCUAACACCCUUCCCACCCCCCACCCCCACCCCCAAGUCCUUUGACUUUUAUAUUCUGACUCCAAGGUACUCAGACCUCAGCUCCUGGGGGCUGGCCCCUGGAGUGCCCCAUCCCUGGUAACCUCUAACCAGCAUUCCCAGACACCUGAGACAAAAGACAAAUGGGCAGGGGGGCAACGGGGGCUGGGCCAGCAGCAUUCCAGAGACAAGGCCAGUGCAUAUGCAAGCUGGGGUGGGGUCCUCUUCUGGUUUUCCCCAGCUCUGGCCUGGCCGGGCCAUGCUACACUAAUCUCCCCUCUUCCUCGCCUUCUCUCUCCUCCUUCCCUUUUUCCCUCUUCCCUCUGUCCUUUUCUUCCUCUUCCUGCUUUCUCCUUCCCGACUGUUCCACCCAGGAGGAGGAAACUUCACAUAGCUGUGCUUACAGUUUUUUUUUUUAUUUUAAAGGAAUUUGGUGGGGGGCUAAACAGGGCUCCCUGUGAUCUGAAGAAAGCUUUUGGUGCUUGUCCUCACGUCCACCUCAACCGCCUUCCCUGUCCUCUGUCUCCUUUCCUCCUCCUGGGUUCCUGUUGUAAUAAAAGAAGAUUGUUGGUGUGUAAUUAAUUUGUUCAAAGGAAAAAAAAAGCAAA